Messenger RNA from Nyctereutes procyonoides (raccoon dog), 297 nucleotides. RefSeq names its product transcription elongation factor A like 9 (gene TCEAL9). The transcript has a single exon. Lineage: Eukaryota; Metazoa; Chordata; Mammalia; Carnivora; Canidae. The record is from RefSeq and is a predicted model, not a curated record. The coding region runs from base 1 to 297 and encodes 98 amino acids.
AUGAUACCCUGUCAAAAAAUUGAAGGAAAACCAGAAAAUGAGAGUGAACCAAAGCUUGAGGAAGAACCAAAGGCUGAGGAAAUGCCAGAGGAGGAAGAGCCAGAGGAGGAGGAGAAAACAGAAGGAACUUUUAUAGAAAAGCUGAUUCAGUCUCUCCUGGAAUUUAAAGAAGAUAUACACAACAGGCAUUUCAGCAAGGAAGAUAUGCUUAGAGAAGUGAAUGAAAUAGAUGAGAUAAGGAGAGUAAGAAACAAGCUUAUAGUCAUGCAUUGGAAGGUUAACCAAAACCAUCCUUAG